AAAAACACAAAAAACUAACACAUUUUUCUUAUUCUUCUGAAUCUUCCUCUAAGUUUUCAACUUUGUCUUUCACCUGGCAAAGCCAUGGGGUUCCUAAAGGCAAUAAUCAUCAUAGCAAUAACCAUGGCUUUGUCUAUCACAAUCACAAUGAAUACCAUCACACAAAACGAACCGGAAACUGCAUCGAUUCAUCACGACGAUUCUCGAGCACACGAGCAAGAACUAAUUCACCAUGAGAAAAACAAGUUUCUUCCUUCAAAGAGGGUAAGUCGUCUCCUAGCUCAAAACCCUAAUGCACCUAUUCAUUGUCACAAAGACGACGAGAUUUGUGAUCUUUACGGUGCCAAGAAUGCUACAUGUUGCAACAACAAGUGCAUGGAUUUGGGAUAUGAUAAGCAUAAUUGUGGUGCAUGCAAGAAACAUUGCAAAUAUACUCAAACAUGUUGUAGAGGACAGUGUGUUGAUACAUAUUAUGAUAAGAGGCAUUGUGGAGAGUGCAAUAAUCGUUGUGAAAUUGGUGAGUAUUGUGUCUAUGGAAUGUGCAGUGGUUACGCAUAAGAUAUUAUUUAUUGAGAAUCCAAUAUAGGGUUUUAUAUUAUUAUUAUUAUUAUACGAGGUUUGUGAUUUUAUUAAAAAUAUUGAAUAAAAGAAACCACAUUUGUGGUGGUAUUCUCUCAAAUAAAUUAUUGAUAUAUUAUAUAAAUUGUUGCUGCCUAAAUUUGCAGUCUUCAAGUGUUUAUCUUAAAGUUAUAUUCCUAACUACAAAGAAAAUAAAGUGAAUUUAAUUUCUAUAUUUAUAUUUGUUAUUGGUCACACAAUAUUAGAUGCUUUAUAGUUAUGUCUCUUAUUUUCUGCUGAGCCAUUGGAGUUUGUUGGGGUGUGGAGCUGAGUCUCAGUAGUCUGGGUUGGUUGGAGGUCCUUUGUUGUCUGUCUUGUCUCAGUGGUUGGUCAUUUCUUCUUUCCGAGGGGAUUCAUGUCUUCUCGUGGUUGAAGUGGUGGUGUAUUCUUUGUUUUUAGGAGUUGGUGUGCCUAUUUGUUUUUCUUUCAAGUGUAUUUUUGAUGUUCUUGUGUAAUUUCAACUUAU
Trifolium pratense (red clover) is the source of this 1084-nucleotide messenger RNA. Its product is annotated as stigma-specific STIG1-like protein 3. NCBI's taxonomy places the organism in Eukaryota, Viridiplantae, Streptophyta, Magnoliopsida, Fabales, Fabaceae. Bases 85 to 558 code for a protein of 157 amino acids. The transcript has a single exon. The record is from RefSeq and is a predicted model, not a curated record.